AUGAGUGGUGGAAGUUCGCAACCCACGGUUGGUACAGCAAGCGAUGUAGAGGCAGUACGCGAUGCCUGCGUGUCGAAGCACACCAGAGUGAAGUAUAAGAGUAGUCUGAACGGUAUCAAGAGAUGGAUUGUGGAGGAUCUAUCCAAGUAUGACUCGCUAGUCUGGUUCAACACGCUCACAAUCUACAAACGCAUUUACCAACUGACCACACUCUACUUUCAACGCAAGUAA
Phytophthora nicotianae INRA-310 is the source of this 231-nucleotide messenger RNA. RefSeq lists its product as hypothetical. The transcript has 2 exons. Bases 1 to 231 code for a protein of 76 amino acids. NCBI's taxonomy places the organism in Eukaryota, Oomycota, Peronosporomycetes, Peronosporales, Peronosporaceae. The record is from RefSeq and is a predicted model, not a curated record.